This is a messenger RNA of Kickxella alabastrina, 1336 nucleotides long. RefSeq lists its product as uncharacterized. Bases 27 to 1304 code for a protein of 425 amino acids. NCBI's taxonomy places the organism in Eukaryota, Fungi, Kickxellomycota, Kickxellomycetes, Kickxellales, Kickxellaceae. The transcript has a single exon. The record is from RefSeq and is a predicted model, not a curated record.
GCGCUGAUGCUGAUGCUGAUGCUGAGAUGGGUGUCAAUGCGAGCCCUGGCGGUGCCUCCCGAGUGCUAAAGGGCGUGGUUGUUUCCAUGACCACCCGCCUACACCACCGGCUCGGGGAGAUCACACCGCUAGCGCUGCAGCUGGGUUGCAGAGUUUUAAAUCGGUUCGACGCUAACCAAGUCACGCAUCUUGUGCACCAGUCGUCGCGAGAGAGGGAAAUCCUGAAGGACUACCGGACAGCACUUGAAAACAAAAUUGCAGUUGUGUCGCCGUGGUGGCUGUACGCAUGUCGUGACACAAUGACGCGCGUUCCCGAGGCAGAGUUUCCCUUUAAUUUCAAACCCGAGCGUCGCCUCAAGCUAGUUGCCACGCCGCCUGCAAGACCCCUACAGACACCAACGUUUUCCAGUACAACUUCUGGUGCCUCCAAGGUUCCGUCUGUCAAAAUCCCACUGCCUUUGUCCAGCUCAAUUGGAGCUGGAAAUGCCAUCUCGUUGUCUGCCACACCAUUAUCAGGCUUGACUGGUGGCUUGAGGGCGAGUACGGGUGCAUCCACCGCCAUUGACAGUUUGUUUGUGCAAAAGGCGUCACGCGCGGGCCGCAGGUAUCGCCAGGCAGCCGCCACAGCACCCGAAGGUUCAAAGCCCAGUGCAGCUGAAAUCGACACUGCUGCUAGACCAGGCUCAGUUCGCUUCAACGUGAGUGCGCAGCCUCAACGAAUUUUAGGGCGGCAGCAAGAUCAAGCAUCGGCCAACGCGCCGGUAACUGGCAAUUCGGGAGGGAGGAACAGCAGCGCCACCAGCAGUGGCACUCCCGCAUCCCUGGAUUCAGAAGUCAGUUUUAACGAUACGAGCCGGCAAAGCGGCAUGCAGACACCAAGCAAGUGGUGGCUCAAUGUGGAUCCGCCGGUCAGUGCUGGCUUUGGCUCUGGCAACCAGAUGCGGCUGUACUCGCAGGAUUUUCAGCUCAGUGGCGACAAGAGCCUCGACAGCAUGCCAAGCACGGGAAUGCUGAACGAGACACAGCAUUUCUUGGGACCUGCCGUCGACAUGGGCUUCCCGGUGACCCCUGGCUUGGCUCGCCCCAAUUCUGCACAUGAGGCGGGAGUCAACGACGGGCUGUGGGGGAGGGCGCAAGACAUGGAUGCGUUUCCGCAAGGCCAGAACGUCGCGAGCGCCAGGUUGAAAGCGCCACGAGCAAACGCAAACACGCUGACCGCGCAAAGGACAACCAUCGUGUAUGAGGAAGACGCCCGCGCUUUGUCUGAGCGCGAGCAGCUGCUUGCCAGGCUGAGCGGCAGAUGACUGAUGGCAAGGCAUUUGGCGAACUAAAUGUU